AUGCCGAGGAGCGUUUCUGUAAGACCACCAGCUAGAACUGACUUCGGCCGCGAGGUCACCAGAAGCUGCAGCCGACGCCUACGGAGGACCCUCAUCAACGAAUGUCACAUUCGUCUGCGCAAAUACGGCAGGGAAAUCGAAAGGGAGAAAGCGGCAUGUGCAGCAUACAUGGACGAGCAAACAAUGCGAAACCUGGAGCGCUGGAUCUUGAUUAAGGUGGACGAGGAGCGAGACAAGAAGAAGACCCAACUCCUCAGCAAAAUGCGUAACCUAAAACAAGCAGAAGCACCCAUGCGCGAACCGUCAGCUGUCCACAACCUGUCAUCUAAACAGCUGACAGACGACCAAAUUAAAGUGCUUCAACAUGAAUCCGGCUACAACACUGGAGACACACAGGCAGUAGAUUUUAUCGCUGCACUAGAAGUGGCCCUCUCAAAAACGGAUGCCGCAGAAGACUCCAAGAACGCGAUUCGCCAGCGAGUCGCAUCCCUCAUCAUAUCCCAUAGGCCACGCCGAACCAUCACCUCAGCGGAGCUCAAGGCCAUAAGAGAAUUAAAGAAUGACGAAGAAAUUGUCAAUGUUCCAGCGGACAAAGGGCGGGCAACCGUGGUCCUAGACAAGUCUGAGUACGUGACGAAAGCCCAAGAGCUACUCAACGACAACCAGUCAUACAAAGUCGUUGACACCGACCCCAUGAAAACACUGGUAGGCAAAAUCAACAAGAGCCUGAACCAAAUGAGGAACCAAAAGGCAGUAUCCGAGAGAGAUUGGAGACAGAUGAAACCGCAAGACGCUGCCCUAGCGCGUUUCUAUGGUCUGCCAAAAAUCCAUAAGCCGAUUGUUCCCCUACGGCCCAUUGCGGCGCUGAAAGGCACGCCUACCUACGGACUGGCUAAAUGGCCCGCCAAGCAUUUAAAGAGGCUGACGGACGGCUCAGAACACACAGCCGUAUAUUCAACACACUUCCUGAAAAAACUCAAAGGGGUUGUAAUAGCCCCCCCCCCCAUUGAGGUAAUGGUAUCCUUUAACGUCGUUUCUCUAUUCACCUCCACCCCAAAAGAAUUGGCCAUGGAAGUCAUCAGUGACCCACUGAAGAGAAAGUACGACGAAGAGGGGAACCCGUUUAAGCGGAAGCACGUGAUGGAAAUACUGGACUACUGCCUACGCACUUACUUCACUUUUAAUGGUCAAAUUUACGAGCAACUCCAGGGAACCCCAAUGGGGUCCCCGAUUUCCGGCUACCUGGCUGAGGCGGUCAUGCAGGAACUGGAAGCUCGAAUUUUUCUAUCCCACAAGCCGAAGUUCUGGAUGCGCUACGUAGACGACACCUUUGUCAUCUUACGCCGAGACGCGAAAGACAACUUUAAAAGGGAAUUGAACUCGGUCUUCCCACAAAUUCAAUUUACCAUGGAGGAAGAAGAAGACGGAGUGCUUCCUUUCCUCGACGUUCAGGUAACGAGGCAAGAAGACGGAACCCUCCAGACUGGUGUCUUUCGAAAAGCGACAAACACGGAGAAAAUUCUCCACUACAACAGUAACCAUCUCCUGUCGCAUAAGCGCAGCUGCGUCCGGACGCUUUUUCGUCGCAUCGAAACACACUGCAGCACAGAAGCCGAGAAGCUGCGGGAGCGUGAAACCCUAUGCACCCCUUCCUUGUCAACGGAUAUCCGAGCAGUUUUGUGA
This is a messenger RNA of Spirometra erinaceieuropaei, 1683 nucleotides long. The record is from the annotation of a GenBank genome assembly. NCBI's taxonomy places the organism in Eukaryota, Metazoa, Platyhelminthes, Cestoda, Diphyllobothriidea, Diphyllobothriidae.